AUGACCGACCUCAAUAUGAACCAAAAACAACAGAAGCAUUUUGUUCUGGUUCAUGGUGUUUGCCUUGGAGCUUGGUGUUGGUAUAAACUAAAACCACAAUUAGAAUCUAUCGGUCACAAAGUCACAACACUUGAUCUUGCAGCUUGUGGCACCAACACACACAAAAUAGAAGAUGUUCAUACUUUUGCUGAGUAUGCUAAGCCUUUGUUAGAGUUCUUAGCCUCACUUGAUCCAAGUGAAAAAGUGAUUCUUGUAGGACAUAGCUUUGGUGGAAUGAGUACAGCUCUUGCAAUGGAAAAAUUCCCAGAAAAAAUAGCAGUUGGAAUUUUCAUAGCAGCUUUUAUUCCUGAUACCAAACAUCAACCAUCCUAUGUAAUACAACAGUAUAUUGAGAGAUAUCCAAUGAGUGGAUGGUUAGACACUCAGUUUUCAUUUGAUGGAAGAAAAAUGAAUGUGAUUCCUGGCAUCAACUUCUUGUCCACUAAAUUCUUUCAACGAUGCUCCAAAGAGGAUUUUGAAUUGGUGAAGACAUUACUAAGAGAUGGGUCAUUUUUUCUUGAGGAAUUGUCUGAGGCAGAGAAUCUGUCCAAAGAGAGAUAUGAAUCGGUUCGACGUGCUUAUAUUGUUGCGAAUGAGGAUUUGGCAAUUCCAGUGGAGUUUCAACAAUGGAUGAUAGAAAAUGCUGGGAUUGAUGUUGUGAAAGUGGUUGAUGGAGCUGAUCAUAUGACCAUUCUUUCCAAGCCUCAAGAACUGUGUUUGUCCCUCCUUGAGAUUGCUGAUAAAUACACUUAG
Lathyrus sativus (Indian pea) is the source of this 792-nucleotide messenger RNA. The record is from the annotation of a GenBank genome assembly. NCBI's taxonomy places the organism in Eukaryota, Viridiplantae, Streptophyta, Magnoliopsida, Fabales, Fabaceae.